Molecule: messenger RNA, 1122 nt
Organism: Soboliphyme baturini
Lineage: Eukaryota; Metazoa; Nematoda; Enoplea; Dioctophymatida; Soboliphymatidae
Source: the annotation of a GenBank genome assembly
AUGCAGGAGAGAACGAAGUGUUCGUGCGGCAACGGUUGCCAUUUCGACUUUUUCGAGAAGCGGCUCAGCUACUGCUUCAGGGUCUUCGCCCGCUACGUCAGCUUUCGACCUUGGACCUUCAUCGUUUUGCCCGUGCUGGUGACCAUCGGUCUGUCGUUCGGCGGCUUUUACCUGGACCACAACUCCGAUGCCGUUUACCUCUACACGCCGGUGAACGCGCCGUCGAAGGUCGAACAGCAACUGUUCUACGACGUGUGGGAAAGCGGCAACGAGGCCAGAGCCACUCCCGGCCGCACGGUCAUCGACUACGGCCUUGCCCAUGUGAUUGUCACCGCCAAGGACCACACAAACAUUCUGAAAGUCGAGACGACCGCCGACGCGAUCGCCUUCAACGAAUAUAUAGUUCACAACAUCUCGAUUACGGCUGGCGGGAACGAGUACCGUUACGUCGAUCUGUGCAUGAAAUGGAAAAACCGGUGCCACGAGAACAACCAGAUCGCCAUUCUUAGUGCCAUCUACCAUAAGCCGACCCCCUACGCGAAGCUGACCUAUCCUCGAUUCUCCUAUCAUCAUGUACGUUACUACAUCGGCAGUGCCUUGGGAGACGUACAUGUGGACCAGGAAACUGGUGAGGUGCGCGAUGCUGGAGCAUGGUUGCUGGUGUACCAGCUUAGCCACAAAACGCCAACCGAGAGCGCUCUCGGCAUUCAAUGGCUGGAAGAGCUCGAAGCACACCUGCUCAACUUUAAGCAUCCAACCCUUGAAGUGACCUUCUCGCACUCGCAGACGCUAAGCUCAGAGAUGUCUAAAAACGGCCUAUACCUUGCGCCGAAAAUUCCCAUCACCUUCGCCGUUCUGAUCAUUUACACCCUGCUUUGCACCGUGACCCUGAUGUGGAAGAGCAGGAUUCCAUGGGUGGACUGGACGAGAAGCACACCGUGGCUGGCUUUCGCCGGAGUCAUAGGCGCAGGCAUGGGCGUGUCUACGACCAUUGGUCUGUUGAGUCUGUGCGGUGUUCAGUUCUGCGAAGUGAUCUCCGCCAUGCCUUUCUUGGUCGUAUGUAAGUAUUCCGCCGUUUGUACUUCGAGCGAUGUUGCCGACGUGGUUUCAUGUUUUUGUUAA